Molecule: messenger RNA, 429 nt
Organism: Histoplasma capsulatum G186AR
Lineage: Eukaryota; Fungi; Ascomycota; Eurotiomycetes; Onygenales; Ajellomycetaceae
Exons: 2
Coding region: 1-429 (142 amino acids)
Source: RefSeq, a predicted model, not a curated record
AUGGAUAACACUCAAAGACAACGCAGCGCGAGUCUCGACACUCUUGACAUUCUGUUCAAUCAGUAUGACACAAACAACGAUCUCCAGAUCUCCCUUCCAGAACCUACUAUACUUGACCAUGGAUUCGACUACAGUGACCCUGACUUCUCCUCCCUUUUUGAUGGUGGGAUAGUGGAUCUGGGAGAUCUGCCCGGAGAAAUCUCUUCUUUUCAGAACACAGCACACUCGUCAGAGGUGCCAGAAUUAACCUCAGAUGAUGACGACAACACAUCAUUGGAUAAGCUCUUUAUAAUUGUUGAUGAAUUGCGCCGGCGAAUACAUAAUCUGGAACAGGAGAAGAUCAACGAUUUGACCAAUUACAUUGGGAGAUUGCAACCAUUCUUGGAGAACGUGGGGUCAACGAUGCUGAAAAUACACCAAAAUCACUGA